CACUUGUACCAGGGCUUGCAGAUAACAGGCAAACAACGAAUCAGUGCAUGGGAACUUAUGGAGGGGUACAAAAACCCCUCACCUCUGUCGUGGGCGUGGUUUGGUGCCGUUCGUAUUGAGCGUAAACCUCUGAGGUAUGAGCAAGAUUUUCGAAGACUUCUGCAUCACACACAUCCCAGAAGACGGCCGCUGAGUUACUUCCUUAGUCCUGCUCCUGACAAAGAGGACGAGCAAGACGAAGAGGAAGAUAGAAUAGAGUUAGAUGCAGCAGCAGCGGACAAGUCAAGUCAACCUGCUACUCCACAGACUCCA
This is a messenger RNA of Pocillopora meandrina, 312 nucleotides long. The record is from the annotation of a GenBank genome assembly. NCBI's taxonomy places the organism in Eukaryota, Metazoa, Cnidaria, Anthozoa, Scleractinia, Pocilloporidae.